Molecule: messenger RNA, 468 nt
Organism: Staurois parvus
Lineage: Eukaryota; Metazoa; Chordata; Amphibia; Anura; Ranidae
Source: the annotation of a GenBank genome assembly
AUGGAGAAGAGCCCCCAAGAACACGUUACUACAGUGACCUUGGUAGAAAGCAGUUCGAACCCUUCAGGGCUCCAGCUGGUCAGCACCUAUCAUACCAAUCGUGUAGGAGACCCUUCCAACCUUGUGGAAUUGGCCCAGCAGGUGCAGAAGGUAUUGGAAGAUGCCAAGAGAGAUGCAGAUUUACACCAUGCAGCUUGUAAUGUGGUAAAGAAACCUGGAAAUAUCUAUUACUUGUAUAAACGAGAAAGUGGGCAGAGGUACUUUUCCAUUCUCUCACCAAAGGAAUGGGGAAAGAGCUGUCCACAUGAAUUCAUUGCUGCAUACAAGCUUCAGCAUGACAUGUCCUGGACGCCCUUUGAGGAAAUCGGAAAGCGGGAUGUAGAAAUUAAUAUAAUUGAUAAACUAUUAAAUGAUCAGAUUGCACUUCCAUCAUCAGCAGAACCCAACUUUAGAGGACUCACUAAUUAA